AUGCCUCAAUUGCCGGAACCUACCCCAGGAACUUCGAAGGAGUUCCUCAGCCCCAUUUUGCCGGUUCAGGACAAUUUUACACCAGUUACUUAUGCACAGGCCGUGUCAUCGACAUCCCUUGACAAGAACCAUAUUGACAGUGGGGGAAAAAGAUCUGUUCAAAAUAAAUACAUAACUAAGAAAAAUAUCAAGAAGAAAAAAAUUCAAGAACCUAGUUUAGAAGAAUAUUUACAUGAUGAAAAUAUGUCGACAGAGAUUGAAAGUAGUGUGUGUGAUCAACCAGUGCCUGAACAAAAGAAAAAGAAAGGUCGUAGUGUAUUCCUUUUCAAUCCCACACCCGCUAAUUUAAAUAAACUGCAGGAAAAAACUCGCAAGUCGCAAAAACUAAUUAGAAAUGCUAAAAGUAAAAGAUGGUGGGAAUUUUGUUCGUCCUUGAAUGAAAUAUCUUCAGCUUCUGAAAUGUGGAGAAGAAUGCAAUGGUUAAAAGAUUAUAGAUCAGCUAAAAGACAAAUUGAUAAAUGUAUCGCUGAGUCAUUACUGUGCAGCUUAACCCCUGACUAUGUAAGUCAAUCCUACCCGGGGUACACAUCUCAUAAUCUCAAAUUGGAAACUGAAAUAUCUAGGUCAGAGCUUUUUAAAUGUUUAAAAUCUAAAGACACGUGCCCGGGCGUAGAUGAUAUUUCUUAUUCAAUGUUUUUAAUCUUCCUGUAG
Molecule: messenger RNA, 711 nt
Organism: Parnassius mnemosyne (clouded apollo)
Lineage: Eukaryota; Metazoa; Arthropoda; Insecta; Lepidoptera; Papilionidae
Source: the annotation of a GenBank genome assembly